AUGUUUUACCACAUGACAAGAUGUCCUGACUCAGGUCCCAUCAAAUUGCUUCUGGCCCAUAAAGACAUCAAGUACACCGACGCCCCAAUCAAACAUUCUGAGUGGCCCCUGAAGCGCGAAGAGAUCAUCACAUCCCGAGUGCCAGCGCUACGUAUCCAGUACCCGGAUGGCCGACUCCAGUGGAUGACCGAAUCAAAGGCCAUUCUCCGUUGUCUUGGUAUGCAAUACGGUUUGCUUGGACGCAACGACAUGGAAAUGUACCACUGCGAUCGCAUUAUUGGAAAGAUUAUCGAAUCGGACAGAUUAUUGAAGGUUUUCUACAAGAAUAGAAAGUUCCACGACAACGAUAUCAAGGAGUAUAAAGAAAACGUAAUUUCCGGGAUCACGCACAUUCUCGAGAGCAUCGACCGCAUGUUGAAAGACGCCCCAGGAGAAUAUGCGGCUGCUGAUAUCAUCACGAUUGCUGACUUCUACCUUCUCGAUUUCAUAGACUUUCUCAGAGCCAAUAAACCGGAUUGCUUGAAACCAUAUCCAUACAUCGAGAGAUGGCGUAAGCAUUUGAUGCAAACCGACCAACUAGUUGCCAAGUUUGUGGUUUCACGCAGCUGGGAAAUUCUUUAA
Messenger RNA from Mesocestoides corti, 621 nucleotides. The record is from the annotation of a GenBank genome assembly. NCBI's taxonomy places the organism in Eukaryota, Metazoa, Platyhelminthes, Cestoda, Cyclophyllidea, Mesocestoididae.